AUGUUGCUUCGACUCUCCAGUGACAAUCCAUGGGUCGUCCAGAGACCAAUCGCCCAAUCUGCUCAACAAGGAGCUGUCAAGCCGCCACUCCCCAGGGAGCAUCAAGGGGUCGUCCGACAACCAAUCCCCCGACCUCCUCCAAAAAACGCCAUUACACUAGAGCUAUCUUCUCCAGUAUGGCGCCAUCGAUUCCUCGCUCGUCAUAAACAUGAGGAGAUGUCUGUUAGAACCGCGUUGCGCCCGCCACCUUGGAAUCCGAAGAGGCUCAGCAGUCCACUUGAAGUACGGUCUCCCACGCCUUCGGGAACCAGUGGUCCACUUGAAGAACGGUCUUUUACCCCUACGGGAACCAGUGGUCCACUUGAAGAACGGUCUCUUACCCUUACGGGAACCAGGAGUCUCUUCAUUACGCUAGCACAGUGCAACAGUGAAGCAGAUACAAAAGCUGUUAAUUACGCGCAUAUAUAUGCAUCUUCUGGAUUGAUCCAGAGAGUGGAGGCCUGGUUGGAGACUAUUGAUUUGCAGUAG
Molecule: messenger RNA, 528 nt
Organism: Trichoderma asperellum CBS 433.97
Lineage: Eukaryota; Fungi; Ascomycota; Sordariomycetes; Hypocreales; Hypocreaceae
Source: RefSeq, a predicted model, not a curated record